Pseudophryne corroboree (corroboree frog) is the source of this 3115-nucleotide messenger RNA. RefSeq names its product phosphatidylinositol glycan anchor biosynthesis class W (gene PIGW). The record is from RefSeq and is a predicted model, not a curated record. The coding region runs from base 545 to 2044 and encodes 499 amino acids. NCBI's taxonomy places the organism in Eukaryota, Metazoa, Chordata, Amphibia, Anura, Myobatrachidae. Gene Ontology annotation, biological process: GPI anchor biosynthetic process; protein localization to plasma membrane. Gene Ontology annotation, cellular component: membrane; endoplasmic reticulum. The transcript is spliced from 5 exons. Gene Ontology annotation, molecular function: glucosaminyl-phosphatidylinositol O-acyltransferase activity.
UUGGUCAACGUCAUCAUCCGCAUUCCAAGCAUUCAUUCAAUCUUUCUACGAGCAACAGCAGCAACGACAGCAGACCCGGAAGUAUAGGAAAAGAUUUAACAACUGCCACAGCAGUUACUGACAUACUCGUCUGUAUGUAGUGCCCUCACUGGGUGUGUGAUGGUAUAAAUCGCACAGACUGUACAGGCUGCGUGAUGUUAUGAGGAGCAACCUGUAAUUAGAAGGGUGUGUGGGGGUGUUGGCUCUGGAACUUGUUUGUCAGCGUUACAAUAUUACCUGCAGCUGCUGCAAUGCUUAAAGUGAGGUUCCAUUACACAGAGGACUUUUGCAGAUUGCUGCAGGUUUUAUUCAGGAUUAUCUCCAUCUAUGUUGGCCACUCUUUGGACAAGAUUUCCAGUCCCUGAAACAAAGAAACAUCUCCUAGCAUUAUGUCUCAACCACCGUGGUUCAUGGUGUGGUCAUCAGGAUAACCCGACUUGCGCUCCCUCUGUUGGUCAAGUGAAGGCGCACUCUACAGAAAUUUGCCUGAAAUUAUCAAAUAAGAAUGUCUGAAAAACAGCUUAAGGAAGCAUUUGUAAGCAACCUCAAUGGGACCAGUAUUGAAGAGAUCUCAUUAGGCUCAAGUGUGGCCACUCUAUGCAUGCUUUAUAGAGGACUGAUGUAUAUAUAUAUUUAUCAGAAAAUUGGUGACUUUGGCCACUCAUGGAAAUGGCACUUUAUCCUUGACUUUGUUCUGCUGGUACUUCCACAGGUACUGUCCUGUACUGUCCUCUCUGAUCACCUCUACCUAGUGCCAAUAUGUGUUGCUACACUUUCUUUUUUGUUGUUUCACACUAUAUACAUAGGUAGAAAGAGUUACAAAAACAAAUCUCCUCUUAGUAUCUGCAAGUCCUUCUUAAAUGCACAGUUGGAAAAUAGGACUGUGCCAGCUGUUACAUUUCUUCGUGUUUUCAUUAAUGUGGUCACUGCAAUUUCCAUAUUGGCAGUGGAUUUCCCCAUCUUUCCAAGGCGUUAUGCCAAAACGGAGACCUAUGGAACUGGAGUUAUGGAUAUAGGAGUGGGAUGCUUUAUCUUUGCAAACGCUAUUGUUUCCCCAGAAGCUAGAUCACAAGGAGAUGUGGCCUCUAAAUCUCAGCGAGUGAUAAAGCAAUUGAUGUCGGUGUGGCCACUGCUUCUUCUAGGAUUUGGACGACUAAUAAGCGUGAAGGCAACAGAGUAUCAUGAACACACAUCAGAGUAUGGCAUUCACUGGAACUUCUUUUUCACAUUGGCGAUUGUUAGAGUGUUGUCAGCUGCUCUAUUCACAUUAAUCCCACCACAAAAAAUAUGGAUUGUGGCUGCAGUCAUUAUCUCAUUUUAUCAAUUUCUUUUGGAGAUGACAAAUCUGAAGGGUUUUAUUUUACAUGGCAGUGAUGGUAAGGACACUAGAGUAGGUUUCAUAAAUGCCAACAGAGAAGGGAUUUUCUCUUCAGUUGGUUAUAUUGCAAUCUACAUGGUUGGAAUACAAGUUGGAUUAUAUAUUUUAAAGAAAAGGAUGUUUGUAAAAGAAUGGAUAACCCCCAUCUACAAGUUAGCUAUUAUAUCUUUGCUGCUGUUCAUGGGUUGCACUAUGUUGCAGAUUUAUGUGGAACCCAUUUCCCGCAGAAUGGCAAACUUGCCAUUUUGUAUGUGGGUUGUUGCCCAGUGUAUGGCUUGGCUUUGCCUAAUAUUAUUAUGUGACCUGAUUCUGGUGUUUGCCAGAUACUUGACUCCUGGUAGCAGUGUGCCAAGCACAUGGAAUAUAUACCAUUUUUCUAAGGAAAAUAUCACAACUCUGAGAGAUUCAAAAAAGGAAAUACAUUUAUGUCUUAUAAAAGCUAUCAAUAGAAAUCAGUUGCUGUUCUUCUUACUGUCGAACAUCAUGACUGGCAUGGUAAAUAUGCUAAUAGAUACAAUUCACAGCAACAAUUUAUUUUCUCUCUUUAUACUUAUCACCUACAUGUUUAUAAACUGUUUGAUAGCAUUCCUUUUACACAUCAACAAUAUUACUAUUAAGUGGUGGUGAAUACAAUGUAUUUCCCUAAUUGAUCAAAAAAUUAAAUAAUUGGUAAAGUAAUACAGUAAAUGUGCUUGAAACUGGCAUAGAGGAUAUUUAGGGCUAUAGUUACUAAAGUGGGUUUUCUAGAAGUAGACAUGUUACCCAUAGCAACCAAUCAGAGUCUACCUUUACAUUUUCUAGAAAGUGCUAGAUAAAUAAGUUAAAUCUGAUUGGUUGCUAAUUUGAUGGGUUGCUAUGGGCAACAUCUCCACUUCUAAAAGCCCACACUUAAGUAAAUAUAAUCCUUAGAGUUAAGAGCACAUCCAGCUAAAGGGAGCAGAUUUGCACCCGGACAACCAUCUUUUAAUGCAAUGUGUGCAAAUCCAUGUUUGUAUUUGCAUUCACAAAGUAGGCUACUUCUUCUGUUAAAACAUACAAUUACUGGACAUUUUUAUUUUCAUGUUACAAUCUUUAAUUUAAAUUCUGACACCCCCCCCCCCCCACCACCACCACCACCACCACCACCACAAUCCCAAUUUAAUUGCAUCGUAACAGAUUUACUAAAUUGUGCUUUGUAAUUGGAUUCACUCCUAGCUGUGAUUGAGUUGGCAAAGUGGUUGAUGGCUAAUACCACUAUACAUCUUUGCAACUUAGAUUUCAUUUAGAGUAAAUUACUGGGAAGUAAUUUUGCAAAUCCAUAUUGUGAAGCAAUGAGGUUGGGGAGCACCACAUUUAAGAUGUGCAGACAGAUUUAGAGUUGCAAUAGUAUCUAAAUUCAUCCCUUAGUUUACAAUGUUAGAAUAAAGCUGCCCAGUAAUUGAGUGCUACAUGCAAAAGGAGGAAUUGUUUUCCUGCAUGGAGAAAAGUUGAAUAUGCACCGUUGUCGCUGAAACAUGGUUUGUGCACCUGAAAAUUUGCACCCUGAAUCUCAUUGAGGCCUUAAAUUUCUAAAAUUGAAUGAAUGGAGUUUGAUGAUGCGUUUUUUUGGUGUUAAAUUAUAAGGUGAUCGCAGAGUAAUGUAUUUAUGCUCAGGAUUUCCACUUAUGAUUUUCUUACAACUAACUUAGCAUGCAUAAUAAAGAAAAAAUAUUCUGAUGA